Molecule: messenger RNA, 1299 nt
Organism: Bacidia gigantensis
Lineage: Eukaryota; Fungi; Ascomycota; Lecanoromycetes; Lecanorales; Ramalinaceae
Gene: SPM1
Product: Subtilisin-like proteinase Spm1
Exons: 5
Coding region: 1-1299 (432 amino acids)
Biological process (GO): intracellular signal transduction; protein phosphorylation
Cellular component (GO): nucleus; cytoplasm
Molecular function (GO): ATP binding; MAP kinase activity
Source: RefSeq, a predicted model, not a curated record
AUGACGGAUCUUCAGGGCAGAAAGGUGUUCAAGGUGUUCAACCAAGACUUCAUAGUGGAUGAGCGAUAUAAUGUAACAAAAGAGCUGGGGCAAGGCGCAUACGGCAUUGUCUGUGCUGCUCAAAAUAAUUCAACAGGAGACGGAGUUGCAAUCAAGAAAGUGACCAAUGUCUUCAGCAAGAAGAUCCUUGCCAAACGAGCUUUGCGAGAGAUCAAGCUGCUUCAGCAUUUCAGAGGGCACCGUAACCUAAUGUCAAUGAAGAUUACAUGUUUGUAUGACAUGGACAUCCCGAAACCAGACAACUUCAAUGAGACAUAUCUCUAUGAAGAACUUAUGGAAUGCGAUCUUGCUGCUAUCAUCCGGUCCGGUCAACCACUCACAGACGCCCAUUUCCAAUCAUUCAUAUAUCAGAUACUAUGUGGUCUCAAAUACAUUCAUUCAGCAAACGUUCUCCACAGAGAUCUCAAACCCGGAAACCUGCUUGUCAACGCCGACUGCGAGCUGAAGAUCUGCGAUUUUGGUCUCGCAAGAGGAUUCUCAAUAGACCCCGAUGAGAACGCGGGCUUCAUGACCGAAUACGUGGCUACGCGAUGGUACCGAGCACCAGAAAUCAUGUUGAGUUUCCAAAGCUACACCAAAGCCAUCGACGUCUGGUCCGUCGGCUGCAUCCUCGCCGAACUCCUCGGCGGCCGCCCCUUCUUCAAAGGCCGCGACUACGUCGACCAACUCAACCAAAUUCUACACUACCUUGGCACGCCCAACGAAGAAACCCUCUCCCGCAUCGGCUCCCCACGAGCCCAAGAAUACGUGCGCAACCUGCCCUACACAAACAAAGUCUCCUUCCAACGGCUCUUCCACCAAGCCAACCCCGACGCGCUCGACCUACUCGACAAAAUGCUCGCCUUCGACCCCUCCUCCCGCAUAUCAGUCGAAACGGCGCUCGAGCAUCGCUACCUGCACAUCUGGCACGACGCGUCCGACGAGCCGAAUUGUCCCCAGACGUUCGACUUUCAUUUCGAGGUCGUGGAGGAUGUGCCAGAGAUGAGGAAGAUGAUUUUGGAUGAGGUGCUCAGGUUUAGGCAGACUGUGAGGACGCCCCAGGGUAUGCCGGGCCCGGUCCAGGGAGGACAGCAGCAGCAGACGCAGCAGCAGGGGCAGGUGCCGAUGCCGCAGGAUAGUAUGGGGGCGUGGAGGCAGGAGGACCCGAGACCGCAGGAGGCGGCGAUGGUGGGUGGUGGUUAUCAGCAGGAUGAUUUGAACCAGGUUCUGCAAGGGGGGUUGGAUGCGAUGCAUCAAUAA